Messenger RNA from Microtus ochrogaster (prairie vole), 2340 nucleotides. Its product is annotated as protein PPP4R3C1-like. Gene Ontology annotation, biological process: DNA damage response; protein dephosphorylation. Lineage: Eukaryota; Metazoa; Chordata; Mammalia; Rodentia; Cricetidae. Gene Ontology annotation, molecular function: protein phosphatase activator activity. The record is from RefSeq and is a predicted model, not a curated record. Gene Ontology annotation, cellular component: protein phosphatase 4 complex; nucleoplasm.
AUGAGCAAAAGACUUCCUAUUGUAAAAGUCUUUGUCAUGAAGGUAGAUGAGCAAUGGAAACAAAUAAGCAGAGGACAAAUUUCCACCAAAUACAUCGAACGGCUUCAGGGUGUGUGCCUGCUCAUUCACUCAGAGUCAGAUGGCUCUCUGCUAUUAGAGUACACAAUACAUCCAGAUGUGCCCUAUAAGAAACAAUACAAGCAUUUAAUUAGUUGGCCUGAAGCUAAUAACAGCACUAUGACAAUAUAUUUCCCAGACCCAGAGUGUUGUCAAAGUGUCUGGGAAGAUAUCUGCCAAGUUCAACAUAAAGAUCCAAAUGUACAAACAUCGCAAGACCCUGCAGUUAACUUAACUAGUUUUCAUGAAGUGCCCCAAUUCCAGUAUGUCUUCCAGGAACCCACCUCUGAAUGCAAUAUGCUUGAAACCAUUGCAGAUUUGCUUAUUAUUGUGAAAGAAUCUCCAAGCCACAAGAAAUGCCUGGCACUGCUUUUAGGAAAAUUAGAUUACAUUAAAAAAUUGCUUCUGGUGUUCCACACUUGCGAAGAUCAAAAGAACAUGGAAAGCUUACAUUUUUUAUGUAUCAUUAUUAAAGGACUCUUCUUUUUCAAUGAUGCACAUUUGUUUAAUACCAUGUUUUCUGAUGAAUGUAUCAUGGAUGUAAUAGGAUGCCUUGAGUAUGACCCUAGUUUGGAUAAGCCAUAUCAGCACAGGAAAUUCUUGGCUGAAAACGCAAAAUUUAAGGAAGUUAUGCCAAUAACACACUCCAAACUUAGGCAAAAAAUACACCAGACCUACAAAAUGCAAUAUAUCCAUGACAUUCUAUUACCUAUACCAUCCAAAUUUCAUGAGAAUCGUCUUUCUGAUCUUACAGCUUCCAUUUUUUCCAACAAAAUAGAAAUAGUUACCAUGCUGCAGGAAGAUGAAACGUUUUUGCUUGAAAUUUUUGCCCAGUUAGAAGAUAACAUUGUAGGUGAGGAAAGACGGUGUGAGUUGUUAUUUUUCCUUAAGGAAUUCUGUGAAUUUGCCAUGACCUUAAAAGUUCUAGAGAAAAAGGCAUUAUUGAAAACAGUGAUAAAGCUUGGAAUCAUGAGGGCUCUGAAAGUUUCAGUAUGUAUGCAAGAGCAUCAAAUAAAAGUAGCUGCUGUAGAUAUAUUUACUUAUAUAGUAGAAUAUAAUCCACAAAUAGUCCGACUGUAUGCAGUGGAUGAAGCUCAAAACAGUGAAAAUAAGGAUGACCUUCUCAUCAAUAUAAUGAUCAAACAAAUCAUCUGUGAUCCUGAUCCUGAAUCUUCUGUUGUUUUAAGUUUGACAGCAGUUCUCCGUAGUCUUCUUGAUCCAGAAAACAUGUUUAUAACAGGUAAUGCAUCUGAAAGAAGUAAAUUUAUGAUUUUUUUCUAUACACAUUGCAUGGAUAACUUAGCAGGACCAAUUUUGUCUAUCACAGGACAAAAUGAUGGUGAUGAUAACACAGUCAACAUCUAUUCUGAUAUUGACCAAAAUGUACAAUUGCUUGGAGUAGUUUUAGAAAUGCUCAGUUUUUGUGUAAAGCACCACAAAAUUUAUAUUAAAAACUAUAUUUUGAAAAACAACUUGCUCAGCAGAGUCCUGGUGUUGAUGCAUUCAAAGGACACUCUUCUGGUUUUGUCUGCUCUCAGGCUGAUGAGACAGAUGAUUGGCCUUAAAGAUGAAAUUUAUAAUCUUUACAUAGUGAGGAAAAAUCUUUUUAAACCUGUUAUAAGUUCUUUACUUCGUAAUGGAAGACGAUAUAAUAUGCUAAACUCAGCUAUUAUUGAACUAUUUGAAUUUAUAAGAGUGCAAAACAUCAAGUCUCUUAUUACAAACAUUGUGGAAAAAUUUUAUAUGGCUCUUGAUUCAAUUGAGUAUGUCCAGACAUUUAAAGGAUUGAGAUUUAAAUAUGAAGAACAGAAGGAACAAGAAAAUAAAGUAAAAAGAAAUUUACAUGACAUGAUAUACAAGAAAUUACACUUCAAGCAUAUGAAAGUUGUGGAGGUGGAUGUCAAGGAAGAAAUGUGUCCUAGAGUAGAUACUGGAGCUGUUGUGCCAUUGGGAGAGGACUUGCAAAGUUCUUGUGACACACUUAUGCAACUAAAAGAGACAAGUGAAGACGAAGUAGCACAGUCAGAAGAAAAGUCAUUUGAAUUUGACUGUUCAUCUCAGUCUGAGGCUUCUGAUAGAGAAAUGAGUAGUCCAUCACAGUGUAGCAAGAGGAUUUCUUUAGUGGACUAUUCUGAUGAUGAAGAUGACGAUGACAGUGAUAAUCAGGAUGAUGAAGAGGAAAAAGAAGAACCUCCCCCAAAAAGACCUAAUCUAGGUUCAUAA